CUAUCUCCAGCCCACAUGAAACCAUAGUCUUUUUGUCCAAACUAUCAUUAUAAUUUCCUGCUUCCUUAACCCCAAAAUCCUCCACCAAUCCUCCCUCAAAUCCUCACAAUCCAAAACCCCAUGUCUAAUGAUCAAAACAACAUCAGUAAUUCCAAUCCAUUCUUCGAAUUCCACCAUGAUCAUGAUCAUCAAGGGUUUGCAUUUCCCAUAGUGACAGAUCAGUACAACCCUUUUAUGUACAACCUCCCACAGCAGCACCACCAAAACCCUAGUGAAUUUCAUUUCCAAGGGUACAACACCCUUGAUGCACCACCAUCUCCUUGUAAUAGUUUUCGGUUGACGCCUAAUUCGUCGGCGUCGAUUUCUUCACAGGAGGCUGGAGUUGAGGAGGAUUCUUCCAAGAGUAAAAAGGAGGUUGAGAUGAGAGCUUGUGAAGAAGGAGAUGCUAAAUCUAAGAAUAUUGUCAAGGCAAAAGAAAAGGAAGUGAAAAAGCAAAGACAAGCUCGAUUUGCCUUCAUGACUAAAAGUGAGGUAGAUAAUCUUGAAGAUGGAUAUAGAUGGAGAAAAUAUGGCCAGAAGGCAGUCAAAAAUAGCCCUUUCCCAAGGAGUUAUUACAGAUGCACUAGUCAAAAAUGCAUCGUGAAGAAGCGCAUAGAGAGAUCGUACCAAGACCCUACGGUGGUGAUCACCACCUACGAGGGCCAGCACAACCACCACAGCCCCGCCGUGAUACGGGGAAGCGCAGCCGCCGCCAUGUUGGCCCCGUCUUUAUUCUCGCCACGGCCUACGCCGGCAUUUCCCACAUUCCCUCAAGACAUGUUAUUCCCUUCAACUAAUGAAAGAGGCCAAACAAGUCCUGCCGCCUUCUACACACAACUGACUGAACCCGGCCGUCGCCAGCCGCCGCCGCCGCCUGAUAUUCCUGAUCAAUAUACCUUCUUAAUGCCCGGCGCCGCCAUGACUUCUUCUUUCUUCCACAAACCGGAGCCAUGAGUAUUGAUUUUGAAGAUUAAUUGUAUCCAAUUAAUUAAGGGAUGAUUUCUUUUACUAGAUUCUUGAAUUAUUGGUGGAUUUGGUGAUCGAUUAGGGUAAGUGAGGAUAUUUUAAUUAAUGCAAUUUAUUUUGACUUA
This is a messenger RNA of Salvia hispanica, 1130 nucleotides long. Its product is annotated as WRKY transcription factor 28-like. The record is from RefSeq and is a predicted model, not a curated record. Lineage: Eukaryota; Viridiplantae; Streptophyta; Magnoliopsida; Lamiales; Lamiaceae. Gene Ontology annotation, biological process: regulation of DNA-templated transcription. Gene Ontology annotation, molecular function: sequence-specific DNA binding; DNA-binding transcription factor activity.